Dipodomys spectabilis (banner-tailed kangaroo rat) is the source of this 1560-nucleotide messenger RNA. It is a transcript of the gene Insm1, whose product is annotated as INSM transcriptional repressor 1. The record is from RefSeq and is a predicted model, not a curated record. Bases 1 to 1560 code for a protein of 519 amino acids. Gene Ontology annotation, biological process: neuron differentiation; negative regulation of transcription by RNA polymerase II; regulation of cell cycle process. Gene Ontology annotation, molecular function: RNA polymerase II cis-regulatory region sequence-specific DNA binding; DNA-binding transcription repressor activity, RNA polymerase II-specific. Gene Ontology annotation, cellular component: nucleus; transcription repressor complex. NCBI's taxonomy places the organism in Eukaryota, Metazoa, Chordata, Mammalia, Rodentia, Heteromyidae. The transcript has a single exon.
AUGCCCCGCGGCUUCCUGGUGAAGCGCAGCAAGAAGUCCACGCCCGUGUCCUACCGGGUCCGCGGUAGCGAGGACGGUGACCGCGCGCUGCUGCUCUCGCCAGGCUGUGGGGGCGCCCGCGCCGAGCCCCCGGUGCCAAACCCCGGGCCGGGGCCGCUGCUACUACCGCCGCCGCCGCCUACCGAGCGCGCCCAUGCGGCGCUCGCUGCCGCGCUCGCCUGCGCGCCCGGCCCGCCGCCACCCCCGCCGGGCCCGCGGGCCGCGCACUUCGGCAACCCCGAGGCCGCACACCCCGCGCCGCUCUACAGCCCCACGCGGCCCGUGAGCCGCGAGCAUGAGAAGCACAAGUACUUCGAGCGCAGCUUCAACCUCGGCUCGCCGGUGUCGGCCGAGUCUUUCCCCACUCCCGCCGCGCUGCUCGCCGGGGGCGGUGGCGGCGGCGGCGGCAGCGGCGGCGCGACCGGCGCGGGCGGUGGCGGCACCUGCGGCGGCGACGCGCUGCUUUUUGCCCCUGCCGAGCUCAAGAUGGGCACCGCGUUCUCGACCGGCACCGAGGCCGCUCGAGGUCCCCCACUCCCCCCGACCGCCGCCCUGCGUCCCCCGGGCAAGCGGCCCGCGCCCCCGUCCGCCGUCGUCGCUGAGCCGCCCGCCAAGGCAGCCAAGGCCCCGAGCGCCAAGAAACCCAAGGCCAUACGCAAGUUACACUUCGAGGACGAGGUGACCACGUCGCCGGUGCUGGGGCUCAAGAUCAAGGAAGGGCCCGUGGAGGCGCCGCGGGGCCGCGCGGGGGGCGCGGCGCGGCCGCUGGGCGAGUUCAUCUGCCAGCUGUGCAAGGAGGAGUACGCCGACCCGUUCGCGCUGGCGCAGCACAAGUGCUCGCGCAUCGUGCGCGUGGAGUACCGCUGCCCCGAGUGCGCCAAGGUCUUCAGCUGCCCGGCCAACCUGGCCUCGCAUCGCCGCUGGCACAAACCGCGGCCCGCGCCCGCCGCCGCGCGUGCGCCGGAGUCCGAAGCCGCCACCCGGGCCGAGGCGCGCGAGGUUAGCGGCGGCGGCGGAGGCGGCGGCAGCGAUCGGGACACGCCGAGCCCCGGCGGCGUAUCCGAGUCGGGCUCCGAGGACGGGCUCUACGAGUGCCAUCACUGCACCAAGAAGUUCCGCCGGCAGGCCUAUCUGCGCAAGCACCUGCUAGCACAUCACCAGGCGCUUCAGGCCAAGGGCGCGCCCCCGGCGCCCCCGGCUGAGGACCUACUGGCCUUAUACGCGGGGCCCGACGAGAAGGCGCCGCUGGAGGCGGCCGGCGACGGCGAGGCGGCCGGCGUGCUGGGCUUGAGUGCACCCGCCGAGUGCCACCUGUGCCCAGUGUGCGGGGAGACGUUCCCCAGUAAGGGCGCCCAGGAGCGCCACCUGCGCCUGCUGCACGCCGCGCAGGUGUUCCCCUGCAAGUACUGCCCGGCCACGUUCUACAGCUCGCCGGGCCUCACGAGGCACAUCAACAAGUGCCACCCGUCCGAGAACAGACAGGUGAUCCUCCUGCAGGUUCCCGUGCGCCCGGCCUGCUAG